AUGACCAGCAAUAAAGGAUACGAUUGGGAAAUGUUUGAAUCAAACCUGGACCGCGCAGAGGAGAUCUUCACCAUUCAUCACUUGGCUGAUCACGUCGAGACACUGGCCAGAAUCGUCAAGGGUGUCUACCCUCUUGUGGCAACUGUUGCCCUUAGAGACACCGAGGGCAUGAUGUAUGGGGCUUCUGUCACUGACAACCUCCCCAUCUGGGAGGGAUUUGCAAAAUCCGUUGAUGUCUAUGCCCCAAGAAUGCUCAAUGGUAACUACAACAGCAUCUGCAAGAAUCGGGGUGUCAAGGCUAGUCAGCCUCUUCUUGUUGUAGCUCAUCCUCAGGACUGGAACAACAUGCGCGACGACGACGACGACGACGACGACGACAACAUUACUCGACGCACAACUUGCCUCUCACCCACCGCUUCGAGAGCCAGUGCGCGCUCAAGGCCGUCCGGGGGCAUCAUCGACGAGCGGUCCGGCAUUCCAGUCAGCCCAGAGCUGGACGCGCGGUCCGACGGGGACUAG
Colletotrichum navitas is the source of this 519-nucleotide messenger RNA. RefSeq lists its product as uncharacterized. The transcript has a single exon. NCBI's taxonomy places the organism in Eukaryota, Fungi, Ascomycota, Sordariomycetes, Glomerellales, Glomerellaceae. The record is from RefSeq and is a predicted model, not a curated record. The coding region runs from base 1 to 519 and encodes 172 amino acids.